GUCCUAACCAUGCAGGUUUUCUUGAAGAAAUUUCUUGAAUUCAAUAGAUGAGGUUUCUACGACAAAUGGGUUCUGGGCAGUUCAAGUGAAUGCCUUGAAUAUUCUAGCAAUUACGUAUACUGUUUUAUUGUGCAGGAAUACAAUUAAACCGUGAAAACAAGACGCUUUUCUCCAAUGAAGGAGCUGAUUUUAAUCGACUGUGCCGAUACAAGAGUGAUACAAACAUGCUUAACGAGCUGCAAUGGAUUCACAAUGGUGACUUAAGUCAGCCAGUACGCAGUACAUUGUCAUCAGCUCUGCCACUGGCUAUAGAGAAUGUCCAGCUCUUGCAUGCCGGGGAGUACAGCUGUAGGGCGAUGCUUAACAAUGGUAGUGUUGUUGGUCCUGUGUCGGCAGGAUUCCUCAAUGUUGCAGAUUCGUCCCAGCUGAUUGUCCCACCAAAACAGUACGUACUGAAGGGUGGUGAUAUUACACUUGAGUACUCGACAACGCUAACGGACAAUGUGUUGGGGGUGUGGCAAACUGCCUCGUCAAACGCACCUGCCGAUCCCGUGAUAACAAAUGCCCAGGUGGAGAAUGAGUUGGCUGGAGAGUAUCAAUACAAUAUCUUGUUUUAUUUGACGGACACUGCUGACCAAGUGAACACUCAGCGACAAUCGGAAGCUAUUGUAGUAGUUCCUCCACGGAUCACUGCCUACUCUCAGUCCCCAAUACAAGUCAUCGGAGGAUCCACACAAUCCCUGAGGGUCUCUUUUGUGAGCAGGACAAUGAACAGUACUACUGUCAGCUGGACCAGACUCAGUGGGAACAUGCCCUCGGGGGCACAGGUGGAAACAGUUUGGUUGGACGAUAGUACCGGUAAUGCAACGACUUCUCUCAACUUCAACUCUCUAACUAGAAGUGACAGUAGUCAGUAUCGAGUGAGUAUCACUAACUCUCAUGAAGUGGUUCCAGUAGACCAGAGAACAGUCAGCAAAAUGUUUGAGUUGACUGUGAAAGUACCUCCUGCUCUACCGGCUUCACUGUCAGCCGCUAGUAUCAACAACACACGUUACAACAUCACAUGGACUCUCACUCACACCACACCCGAUCAACAAGCCUCCACCCUGCUCAUUAACGUCUCCAAACCGUCCCCUACCAUCAUUCAGGUGCCCUCCUCAGUCAGUGAGAUCUUUGUAUUUGAAGUGGAGCCUGGUAAUGAUUACACUCUCUCUCUGACAGCUGCCAAUGUGGACGGGAGUGUCAGCACUGAUCCUGUAGUGUUCACUACUCCUGCAGCAGCUCCCCUCAUCAUCUCUGCUGAUGUUCAACGUCUCAACUCGACUGCUUUGAGCCUCACCUUUGACCUGCACUACACUGGUGGAGGUGACAUCACUACCAUCUCAGAACACAUGACGGGAAUGGUGGUCAGUGACGAGGUCAAGAGUUUGGAGUAUUCGACUGACUUGGAGUUCUCUGUGUCUCUCACAAACCAGCGAUCUCUGACAAUGGUGGCCAGCACUAGACAGAGCUUCAUUCCCCCUGGGGCCCCGACUGUGCAAAUGUCCGUCACAGAGACCUCCAUCAUUCUGCAAGUGACGCUGUCAGGAACAGCCACGGAGCCGAUAGAAUCUAUCGUCGCAGAGGUACAUGAUAGUACCCAACUAGUUGCUAUGACUAAUCGUACUGGAGCGUUCUCACGAGGGGAGGUGGUUGAAGUGACUGUUGGCGGGUUGAGCCCGGGAACACAGUACACAGCUGUGGCUUACGGGGUCAACGCUGGUGGUGCGGGGGAACAAAGCAGUCCGUUUACAUUCAGCACGGCUGGCUCCAGCACGAUGCUGUCCCAGGAGGCCGUGAUAGGUAUUUCCAUUGUGGGCUCAGUGGUGGGUACCGUUGCCUUGGUGUUGGCCAUCAUUGGCUGUUUCUACUGCAUCAGGCGAUGCAAGACCGGAGGAGGAGAGAAAUACUGUACUGCAGAUUACAAGGAGGAGCCAAGAUACGUGCAAAGAUCGGAUCAAGUACCGACCAAGAAUGGCAGUUUCAUCUACCAUUCCAGAGGGGAGGGCACGUACACUCCUCGCAGUCCCGUCAUCUCCUCCCGUGCCAGUUCCAGCGUACCCCCUCUGGGCACAGACUACUCGUACGAGGACUCCGAAGUCGACAUUGUGUUCCCCUCCAACGAACUGCACAAGAGACAAAACGACUUACUUGACAACCACUCCCACUUCCAGUAUCGACAUUCUCCUGCACCUCUCAAAAUAUCCCCAAAGCACCUCCUCUCCAACUCCUCGUCAAUGCUCAGCCCUGACCCUGAUAUCGGCUCCCCGCCACUCACUGCUCUCUCUUACGCUACAGACGUCUAACUGUUGUCAUAACUAAUGUAAUAAAUAAUGCAGCUGUCAGGAAUAACACGGAACCAAUAGAAUCUAUCGUCGCAGAGGUACAUGAUAGUACCCAACUAGCUGCUAUGACUAAUCGUACUGGAGCGUUCUCACGAGGGGGGGUGGUUGAAGUGACUGUUGGCAGGUUGAGCCCGGGAACACAGUACACAGCUGUGGCUUACGGGGUCAACGCUGGUGGUGCGGGGGAACAAAGCAGUCCGUUUACAUUCAGUACGGCUCCGACCUGUUGUGCCUCAGAAGAGAAGACACAAGCCAGUCCAGUCUACUGAUUCUCUACCAGAUGAGCUACAUAUGGAAAGCUUUCAUGUCUAAAGUGGCUUAUCUGAUGUUUUACAUGUAAGAACUGUAUAGCGAGAGUACGUUUCAUCCAGUAUAAUUAUUGGAUACCUUUUCAAUUCAGCCACACAUAAUUUUUGUACAUUACCAAUAAUUAUAUCAGCAUGCAUUUC
This is a messenger RNA of Halichondria panicea, 2833 nucleotides long. RefSeq names its product neural cell adhesion molecule L1.1-like. Gene Ontology annotation, molecular function: protein binding. NCBI's taxonomy places the organism in Eukaryota, Metazoa, Porifera, Demospongiae, Suberitida, Halichondriidae. Bases 225 to 2345 code for a protein of 706 amino acids. The record is from RefSeq and is a predicted model, not a curated record. The transcript has 14 exons.